Danio aesculapii is the source of this 3542-nucleotide messenger RNA. It is a transcript of the gene serinc2, whose product is annotated as serine incorporator 2. The transcript has 10 exons. NCBI's taxonomy places the organism in Eukaryota, Metazoa, Chordata, Actinopteri, Cypriniformes, Danionidae. Gene Ontology annotation, cellular component: membrane. The record is from RefSeq and is a predicted model, not a curated record. Bases 54 to 1430 code for a protein of 458 amino acids.
GGAAAGAUUAACUUCCGUGUUUCUGCUUUAGUUUCGGUGUGUUUUCGGACAUUAUGGGUGCGUGUAUGGCCUUGUGCUCGCUGGCGAGCUGCGCGUCGUGUUUGUGCGGUUCUGCUCCGUGUCUUUUAUCAGGAUGUUGCCCUUCAACAUACAACUCCACUGUGACCCGCUUGGCCUUCUCCUUUUUCCUGCUGCUGGGCACUGUAGUGUCCAUCAUCAUGAUUCUGCCAGGCAUGGAGACACAGCUGAAGAAGAUUCCGGGAUUUUGUGAAGGAGGCUCUUCAAUACCUGGAUUUGAAGGGAAGGUGAACUGUGAUGUCAUUGUUGGUUAUAAAUCGGUCUAUAGGAUGUGCUUUGCCAUGGCCUGUUUCUUCUUCCUUUUCUCCAUCAUCAUGAUCCGUGUGAGAAGCAGCAAGGAUCCACGAGCUGCAAUUCAAAAUGGCUUCUGGUUUUUCAAGUUUUUGAUUCUGGUCGGAAUUACAGUGGGAGCCUUCUUCAUUCCAGAUGGAAUGUUCAACACAGUGUGGUACUACUUCGGUGUGGUUGGCUCCUUCAUUUUCAUUCUGAUCCAGCUCAUUUUACUGGUGGAUUUUGCUCAUUCCUGGAACCAAAAGUGGGUGGAGAAUGCAGAGGAUGGGAACAGUAAAUGCUGGUAUGCAGCCCUACUCAGUUUCACAUUGGUACACUAUAUCUGUGCCUUUGCGGCAGUGGUGUUGUUCUACAUUUUCUACACCCAGCCAGACGACUGCACAGAACACAAAGUCUUCAUCAGUCUUAACCUCAUCUUCUGUAUCAUUGUGUCUGUGGUGGCCAUUCUUCCGAAAGUGCAGGAAGCUCAGCCAAGCUCUGGUCUGCUCCAGGCAUCCCUCAUCUCUCUCUACACCAUGUAUCUCACAUGGUCUGCUAUGAGCAACAAUCCUAACCGUAAGUGUAACCCCAGUCUGUUAAGUAUAGUCAAUGGCCAGUCCGCAGCACCCACCCCUACCAGCACCCCCGGUGUCUUUACCCAAUGGUGGGACGCCCAGAGCGUUGUGGGUUUGGUCAUCUUCCUCCUGUGCACACUGUAUGCCAGCAUUCGUUCCUCAAACAACAGCCAGGUGAAUAAGCUUAUGCAGACAGAGGAGGUUCAGGGUCUGGCGAGCUCUGAUGCCAAUGAUGCCAUCUCUGAGGAUGGCGUGAGACGAGCCGUGGAUAACGAAGAGGACGGCGUCACAUACGGCUACUCUUUCUUUCAUUUCUCUCUCUUCCUCGCCUCUCUCUACAUCAUGAUGACCCUUACCAACUGGUACCAACCUGAAACUGACUAUGCAGCCAUGACGACCACUAUGCCAUCAGUUUGGGUGAAGAUUUGUUCCAGUUGGCUGGGAUUGGGUUUGUACCUCUGGACUCUCGUGGCUCCGCUAGUCCUGACCGACCGGGACUUCAACUAAACACCUGUAAGAUACUGCAAACAAUCUACCUUUUACACCAAAUCAUAUGCAGUCACAGAAAUUCCUGUUCAUAAAUGAUUUGAGCUUUCAAACUCACUUCUUGCACACUUGUUGACCUUUUGCACGCUUUGUUACAUAGUUAUUCACUUUUAGAAAAGAUCCCUAAAUGCACUUCAGAAAGCUUCAAUCUUGGUAAUACUGCAUAAACAAGAUUUCUGUUUAAAGGUUUGUUUUCUUCUUUUAUAUUUUGACUUAUCAUGCAUACGCUGAAUUCAAGGCUGAUAUAUAAGACAAUUGAACUAUUUCUAAAUAUUUUAUUAUCACGUAUAUCUGUUCAGUUUUGUUACAAAAUGCACUACAUUUAAUCAAAUCAAAGUUGAAUGUACUGGAAAACAAUUGAAGAGUGCUUUUAUCUGUAUUAAGAUUUUAAUUUUCAUAAAGAUAUGCAUAAAAACAGCUUUAUUUUAGGAGCUUUAUGAUAACACUCCUCCUGACCAAAAUGUUUUGUUUUUUUUUUUCUUUUGUAUUUGUACUUUUUAUUCAUGUAAGUCUGAUGAUUAUUAAACAAUGUACACGAUGUUAUGGUUCUCCAUUCUGACUAUUUUUUUAGCCUGAUGCUGUAUAACAGGAAGUAUCCUCUAGGUGGAAGUGUUGUUCUUAUUAGUUCACUACUUUUACUUGAGUGCUUUUAUUUAGUGGAUCUUAGACAAGUGUUUUCUACCAUGCUCAGCUUCUAGGGUUUCAGAUUUGAACACUUCACGUACUACUGAUAUAAAAGCACUUUAAAUCAUGAAGAGAGCAGUGCAAUUAUUUUUCAGUCAUAUUUAAGAGUGGGCUUUUAUAGUGAAUAAUAUAUUUUUACUAUGGCCAUUACCUAUGUUUCUCAUUCUCAUAUUCUCUCUUUACAAAACACUCAUGGGCAUUCAAAUUUAAAGCUAUUUAAAAAAAAUCAUGAACUUUGAAUGUCAGAUUUUUAAAAUUAAAUUCAAAUUAUCCAAAAUCAUCACCCCAUUGAACAGAAUGACUGCAUUAAAAAUGCUAAUGGUAGAACAGUAAAAUAUAUGCAUGAGAAAAAAAGCUGGCCUUUGAAAACAUAUUCUUGAAAUUUGUACAUCUACUCACUUAAUGGUCUGUUUUUAGUCAACCAACCAUACAGCAACAGCUCCUUUUAAUUAAUCUCCUAGACUUUUGAAGUUCAAACAGGCCAUCAGAAUUGUAUGAUUGUUUGUACCUGCCGUUCUGAUCUGUGUGCUGAUUUAUUGGUAUUUUGACACGAGUUUCUCUAGAGUUUACAGAGAACGGUCUGAAAAAAAGGCACAGUUCUUGGAUAUAAACGCUUUGUGGAUGCCAAAGGUAAGAGGAGAAUGAGCAGGCUGACAGUUUCAAGCUGAUAAAGGCAACAGUUCCUCAAAUAGCCACUCAUUAGAACUGAGGUCUGCUGAGAAGCCUCUCUGAAUGCGCCACACAUUGAACCUUGAAGCAGAUGAGCUAAAGCAGCAGAAGAUCACAUCUAGUGCCAAUCCUGUCAGCUAAGAAACUGAAUCUUCAGUUUGCACAGACUUAUCAAAAUUGGACAAUAGAGGAUUGUAAAAAGAUUGCCUAGUCUGAGUCUCAGUUUCUGCUGUGACAUUCAGAUGGUAGGGUCAGAAUUCAGUGUAAACCGCAUUUAAAGCAGGAAUCCAUUCUAACUUGUAUCACUGAUUUAGGCUCCUUAGUUUAGUGUAAUGGUGUUGGUAAUUGCUUUUUGGCACACGUUUGAACCCCUCUUUGGCAACAGAGUAUUGUUUAAAUGUCAAAGCCAACUUGAGUAUUGUUGCAGUUCAUGUACUUUCAGGAGGAUGAUGCACCAUGUCACAAAGUUAAUUCCUGGUUAACUGGUUCUAUUCAGAUGGCCUUUACAAUUACCAGAUCACAAUCUAAUAGAGCUUCUUUGAGGUGUGAAACAUGAUUCACAUCAUGGAUGUAAAACUGACAAUUCUCACAAUUGUGUGAUGCUGUCAUGCCAAAAUAAAUCAAAAUCUCUGAGGAAGGUUUCUAGUACUGUUGAAUCUAUCCUAUGCUAUUGAAGGAUUGGUUCACUUUCAUUAAAAAAAUGUACAGAUAGUUCACUCA